ACCAACCCAGCACGCUGUAUAUCUCUUUGUGCGUGAGUGUGUGUGUGUGUGUGCGUUAGUGUGUCAGUGUGUGUGCUUCUCCGUGUCUGUGUGUGGUGUGUGUGUGUGUCAUGCUUCAUAAAGUUGUGUGCUACAUGAAGUCUACUGUUACUCGGCUGCCUGGGGCCAGCGGCUAGCUAGCGGACGAGUGAGAGAGCUACUACGCCCAGCGGCACUCAAGCUGCACCGGACUGGACAGGACAGCCUUGCGGACAGCGCAGCGGACAACUUGCAGCACUGUGUUGUUGUUGAAGAGGACUGCCUUCUCUUUUUUCCCCCCUCUUCUCUAUUUUUUUUUACCACGCUGAGGAGUAACCGUGUUGGGAGAACCAAAACAAACCAGUGAGGAGGAGGUGGUGGUGGUGGUGGUCAAAGUGGAGAAGAGAAGAGAAGAGAGGAGUGUUGGAGGAGGAGUGUUUGUGUUGGGAGAAUCUAAACAGAGGAGGAGGUGGUGGAGGAGGAGGUGGUUGAUGUGGAGUGGAGAGGAGUAACCACGCUGGGAGAGUUCAAACAAGAGGCCGGAGGAGGUGUUGCCGAUUGGAGAGGAGAGGACAGGAGUGGAGUGAAGUGGAGUAGUAGAGGAGGAGGUGGAGGUGUUUUGGUGGUGGUGGUGGUGGUGGUGCUGGUGGUGGUGUGUGACGUCUCCACUCUCUCUUCCGAUCACAACACAAGCAGACGCGACGCCGGCAAGGGACAGCAUGGUAUCGGAGGAGGGCUCAGCCGCUGCAACCGUGAGGACUAAUGGGUAUUGUACUGGUUCUUCUGGGCUUGAUUCUCCAGUACUGCUACCGAACUGCCGAAGGAACGUGCUCCGUUGGAAGUGCAGUGUCCUGUGACCGUUGUCUUCUGCUUGGCCCGCAGUGCGCGUGGUGCACACAAGAGAAUUUCACUGAAACGUUCUCAGUUAGCGAGCGAUGUGACACUCCAGAGAUCCUCCAGCAGAAAGGAUGCUCGAGGCCCUUUCAGGAGUUCCCAGUGUCUAGCAUGGAGAUUCUGCUAAGUGACCCGUUGGGGAAAAAUAGCGACGGCAACCUCACACAGAUCUCUCCCCAGAACAUCGCAGUUAAACUGCGGCCAGACAGUGAGGUGACAUUUCAAAUUAAGGUCCAGCAGUCCGAGGACUACCCAGUAGACCUCUACUACCUCAUGGACCUGUCGGCGUCCAUGUUUGACGACCUGCAGAUGAUCAAGACCCUGGGCUCCACGCUCUCCACGGAGAUGGCCAAGCUGACCAGCAACUUCAGACUGGGCUUCGGCUCCUUUGUGGAGAAACCAGUGCUGCCCUUCAUCAAGAUCACAGAAGAAGAACGGGCCAAUCCUUGCAGGAGCCAUGACGUGACUUGUCUGCCAGUCUUCGGCUACAGACAUGGUCUGUCACUUACCAGCAGCACUGAGCGCUUCAACGAGAUCGUCUCCAGGCAACAGGUGUCGGCCAACAUCGAUGACCCCGAGUGCGGCUUUGAUGCCAUCAUGCAGGCAGCAGUUUGCGGGGAUAAAAUCGGCUGGCGUAACGACUCCAUGCGUCUGCUGGUGUUCGUGACGGACGAGGACUCCCACUUCGGGAUGGACAGCAAGAUGGCCGGCAUCGUGCUGCCUAACGACGGCCAGUGCCACCUGGACAGCAACAACGAGUACGCCAUGGCAACCCAGCUGGAGUACCCCACCCUGGGCCAACUCAUUGAGAAAGUGGUUGAAAACAACAUCCUACUCAUCUUCGCCGUGACAGAUAACGUCAGAAAAAACUACCAGAAUUAUGCUGAUUUGAUUCCCGGUGCUACAGUGGGGAAAGUGGAAACCGACUCCAGAAACAUCUUGGAACUCAUCAUGACAGCUUAUAAGGAGUUGCGGUCUGAGGUAGAUCUGGAGGUGCUGGGGGACACUGAGGAUCUGCAGCUCUCCUUCACUGCCAUCUGCCAGGACGGCAGCGUCCACCCCGGCCUCAAACGAUGCUCCAACGUCAAGGGCGGAGACACGGUGGCGUUCAACGUGACGGUGCAGCUGGCUGGGUGCGUGGACGGGCCCCAGCGGUUCCACAUCCGGCCCGUGGGCAUGCAGCCGCUGGAGGUGGAGGUGGAGGCCGUGUGCGAGUGCGAGUGCCAGCGCCAACCGCAGGCCAACAGCAGCCACUGCGGGCACGGCACGCUGAGCUGUGGCACCUGCCUGUGCGAGCCGGGCUACAUGGGACCCCAAUGUGAGUGCACCGAAGAGAAGGCACAGAGCAGCGACUGCAGGCUGGAUGACAGUGCGGAGGUGUGCAGUGGCCAGGGCUCGUGUUUCUGUGGCGAGUGCCUGUGCCACCCCUCCAGCUUCGGCCGCGUCUACGGCGCGUACUGCGAGUGCGACGACUUCUCCUGCCUUCGCUUCCGCGGGGAGCUCUGCGGGGGUCAUGGCGAGUGUGACUGUGGGGAGUGCCUUUGCCACCCGGGCUGGACGGGCGAGUACUGCAACUGCAGCACCGGCGCCGAGGCCUGCGUGUCGGGGGAUGGGGCGGUGUGCAGCGGGCGCGGCGCGUGUGUGUGCGGCGCCUGCGAGUGCUCCGUGCCCGGCGCCUCGGGGGACACCUGCGAGAAAUGCCCCACCUGCGGAGACUCCUGCUCCUCUAUACGGUCGUGUGUGGAGUGUUACCUCCAGCAAGAGGAGUCUCCGGAAAGGGAGAGAUGUCUUCAGGCUUGCAGCUCGCCUCUCACGUUCGUCAGCAACUCCACAGAUUUCGACGAGAGCCAGUCGGUUCCCUGUUCACUGCAGAGCAGUACUGAGUGCUUCAUGUCCUUCAGCUUGGUGGAGGCAGACCAUGGCCUUACUGUCUACAACCUCAAACAGUACGACUGCCCUGAGCCGCCGGACAUAGCGAUGAUCGUGCUGGGGGUGUCUCUCUCUGUGCUGACCAUCGGCCUCAUCCUACUGGGCGUCUGGAAGCUGCUGGUGUCCGUCCACGACCGCAAGGAGGUGGCUAAGUUCGAGGCCGAGAGGGCAAAGGCCAAAUGGCAAUCGGGUACAAAUCCACUCUUCCGGAGUUCCACAUCGACCUUCAAAAAUGUGACGUACAAAAACAAUGGGAAACAAAAGGUGGACAUAGGUCUACCAAACUACUGACUGGCCUGACAGAGCGACGAGAGUACAUGGGAAAUGCACUGUAGCAACUGUCUGCACUGCCUAUGAAUGUGUGUGUGUGUGUGUGCUGUGUGUGUGUGUGCGUGUGUGUGUGUGUGUGUGUGUGUGAGAGAGAGAGAAUGAAACAUUUUUCGAGAGAUUGACCUUAUUUUUCUGAAUCAAUUUGUACUUCUAUUCAGGGGUGUUGCCACUUCAAAGCUGCAAACACAGACGUAUGUUACUACUACUACUACUGAAAUUCAACUACUUGGUUUUUGCCACUGACUCUCCUGCUAAACUGGGCACUGGAUUUGUUUUAGUUUUUAGGUGAUUUGUUUGUGUUGAAAAUAUUUUAGCGUUAGUUUGUGCGUUUUAAUGUUUUGUAUGUAUGUUUUUGGGAUUUCCUGGAAAAGUUGUUAAUCAAGGCUGAGCCUUGGAUUGUUAAAGUGUGAUGAUGAAAAAGGAGGAUAAUUAUUUGGAAUAAAUAUGAACUUGGCUGGAUCAAA
Molecule: messenger RNA, 3635 nt
Organism: Engraulis encrasicolus (European anchovy)
Lineage: Eukaryota; Metazoa; Chordata; Actinopteri; Clupeiformes; Engraulidae
Gene: itgb6
Product: integrin, beta 6
Exons: 17
Coding region: 781-3132 (783 amino acids)
Biological process (GO): cell migration; cell adhesion mediated by integrin; cell-matrix adhesion
Cellular component (GO): integrin alphav-beta6 complex; focal adhesion; cell surface
Molecular function (GO): integrin binding
Source: RefSeq, a predicted model, not a curated record